AUGGACGUGCACCAUGCUUGCGUGUCUAUGCACCCCACGGCCUAUACUUGUGACAAUGUAUAUGGCUAUGUGUACGUGAGCUCAGAGGAUGCGACCAUGCAUGCCAAGCACAUGGCUCUAGGCUUUCGUGUGCCUGAUCAACCAGCACAUCCGUUUGCUUUCCAUAUACCCCUAGCUGAAUUGCAAAGCAUUCGGGAGCACGCUCCAUCAGCGAUGCGCCCGAUUGGCUACGUUGAAAUAGUAUCGUCUUCCCACAAGCCACAAACGCUCUUUUAUCAUAAAGAUCCUUUCGACGAUCAACGCAGUCCCAACGAUUGGGCAGGGCACCGUCUCAUUGACGCUCUUGUCCCAUUUGUCGACGUUCUUGCCAGUCGCGAAACUCCUCAUUUAUUUUUGCUGGACCCCUCUCCAGAAGAUCGAGCAAGGCAUCAAACGCCGCACUUUGCCGAUGAUGCCAUCGACGCCGUGCUUUCUCGCCGGUCGCCGCUGCCACCGCAGAAGUCUCGUCCCGACACUUUAACUUCAUGGGCCAAAUCCACCCACAUGUCAGUCCUAACGCAACUUUCGCAUGUGGUGCGAGGUGCACGCGAUAGUCGCGAUGCCAUUCUUGCUCACCCACUUGUACGCCGUGCCAAACCACAUGUUUCGACGGCGCAAGCCGGUCCUUAUAUGGUUAGUGCACAGUCUUCAACUCCCCUAUUGUCACCUGAUCAUCCAUCGCUGGAGUUUGAUGCUGCACGUGUAUAUCUUGCCAAGUGGGCAAGCCAAGUUGCCAAAGAGGGCGAGCUGAAUCGUAUUGCCGAGCAUGCGAUGGACGACGGUCCUGAGAGAGACGCCGAGUCUCUGCUGGGUGCAUCCAAUCUGCCGAUUCUCCCUGCUUCAGACGACAAGAUUCCUCCGCUCUCGUAUGACGUUUGCACUGAGCUGUUGAACACUGGUGCUCCAGCUCAUGCGGUCGCUCAGCAAAUAUUUCGGUUUGGCCUCGCGUCUAACGCUCGCGCGUUGAUGUGGCCAUAUUUGAUGGGUGCAUUACCACUAGAAAGUGAUGUUGAAAAGCGGCGAUGUGCUGAUGGCGAGCUUGCAUCUUCUUACAAGGCAUGGAUGUCCCGCUGGUUCGGUCAUGCUGUCACAUCCGACACCCUCGAGGCAUCUCGGCACCGAAUUUGGAUCGACUGUCUUCGUGCAGAUACGAAGCAUGCCUUCUUUCAAACCGACGCAUGCAACAAGAGUAUUAUGCUCCAAGUCAAUCAGAGUGGCUGGAGCCGCCCAAGCCCACAGGGCUCGUCUGACACGCAAGUCAAUCCUCAUUUAUACGUCUUGAGCAACAUCCUCUGGACUUUCGAGGUUUACGCCGAACAUGCUCAUGAUCUGCUUCUUCCUCAUGUCGAAGGUUACGUCCAAGGCAUGAGUGACCUGUGCUCUGUAUGCUAUGUGGCUUGCGAAGGCGACGAACCCCGCACUUUCUGGACCUUUGUUGCCGUGAUGCGACAAUGGGGUUGUCAUUAUGUCGCGGAUCAGUCGGGCAUGCGUCAUGAGCUCCUGCUUCUUCAGCGCUUGGUAGCGGAGCUGUGCCCCCGGCUUUAUGAGUACUUGCAGCAGAUCGAUGGACUGAAUUUGUUUUUCUGUUUCCGCUGGCUUCUCGUCUGCUUCAAGCGAGAAUUUGAGUUGCACGACGUGUUUCGUAUUUGGGAGGCUAUCUGGUCAGCAGGAUGGAGUCGCACAGAGCACAGGGGCUGGCCUCUUUGCUCACAUCUGCAUCUGUUCGUGGCACUCGCAAUUCUCGAAAGCCACGAGCGCCUGCUGAUUCGUCACCUGCGCUCAUUUGAUGAAGUGCUCAUGUUCAUUCAUUCCCUUGCAUUCCACAUGGACGCAACAUCUGUUCUGCGGCGUGCCGAGGCACUUGUGUACCGCCUGCGCAGUCGUGUUGUACAGGGCAAUGAUGUGGAUAGCGAGCUUCGGUCCAUGGUGCUAUGCUAA
Malassezia globosa CBS 7966 is the source of this 1977-nucleotide messenger RNA. RefSeq lists its product as uncharacterized. Gene Ontology annotation, biological process: activation of GTPase activity. NCBI's taxonomy places the organism in Eukaryota, Fungi, Basidiomycota, Malasseziomycetes, Malasseziales, Malasseziaceae. The transcript has a single exon. The record is from RefSeq and is a predicted model, not a curated record. Gene Ontology annotation, molecular function: GTPase activator activity. Bases 1 to 1977 code for a protein of 658 amino acids.